This is a messenger RNA of Physella acuta, 1305 nucleotides long. RefSeq lists its product as uncharacterized. The record is from RefSeq and is a predicted model, not a curated record. NCBI's taxonomy places the organism in Eukaryota, Metazoa, Mollusca, Gastropoda, Physidae.
CCGGAACACAAUACAUGCUUUAUAAACGGCCGUUUGCAGCAUUGGAUCAGUGAACGAGGGAAACCAUGGAGAUUUUGCUACUGGUUAAGAUCGUUACACUGGCACUAGUGUUUCUGGUAGCCUCAGCCAAGCAGUUUACCAAAGACGACUAUGACGCGUUCUACGACUUUGAAACUGGUGACAAGAAAGAAAACGAGAGUGUUGUCGUGCAUGUUCCAUUCACUGGGUCUGGAUGCAGUACAGUUGGGGUUCUCAAAAUAAUGCUGUCAAAGGAUGACGUUCAGAAGAAGCGGGUGUUGGUCGACAUGGAAAUGACGUCCCCCACAGGCUGGCUUUUUGACCUAGGAGACUCAGACACCAACAACGGCUACGCUGGAGACUCGAUGACACAAAGCUCAGACGCUGAGGUACAAGGCUUAAACGGAUUUUUAUCGGCCUACAACAGCGAUAACGGCGGCAGUGGACUGGCGUUUAGCUUGCCCAACAAGUUUACCAACCGUGUGACACUGGUUGCCGGUGACAGUCACGUGACCUGGAUAUUUGACGAUGACGUCACCACGACCAACUACUUCUCAAGCCCUGGCCUCUACGGCCUGAAAGGUCAGUGGCAGUGUGAGGGUGCGGUCAACUAUGACCUUUACCUUGGCAUCAACGGGGUGGUGUAUGGCGCCGCUUACUCGGGACGCACAGGGAGCGGAGUGUGCCGAGUCGGCUUGAAGAUUUUACCGGAAAUUUAAUGCAUAUCAACUGAGAGUCUUCAGAACACAUUUUCUUUCCUUUUUGUACUUCACUAUUAUUAUUAAGCUUAUGACAUUACUAGCUCAUUACGUAUCAAUGUUUAGUUAUCCACUGAGAUAUAUUAAUUUUUAAUUUAUCUUAUAAAAGUGAAAACAAGGAAUUCAUAUUUGGAAAAAAUAAAUUAUUUUGUUGUUAACACAGUAAUUUUAUAUAUUAUUCAAAGAAGAUUAUAGUUGUUUUUUUUUAAAGUUGUUAAUUGAUUUCGCGUUUGAUUUUCUUUUUAGAAAUAGCUUUUAUCAAAAUGAAUUUUAUAUUUAUAUUUGUAUUUUAAUCGUUUAAUUUUAGCAUUGCAGAUAGUAAUCACUACAAUUGGUUUUUGACUUGUAUUCUAUUUUAUUUUGAAAACGUGUUGCAUUUCUUUUAUUAAAGUACAUUAUUAGAAGGCAGAAACAUGAAAUAUUAUGAAUUGUAUAUCUAUUAAACUUACUAUACACUACUAAACAUUAAAUUUUACAAAUUUUUUGUGUUUUAAUUAUUAACGUUAUUUAAUAAACAGAUAUAAUUGCA